UUUUCGAAUUUCCUCGAGGAUUGAUCAGGAAUGGUGCAAGCACUUAACCACGCGGUCUGAUUCAUCAUAUAGGAAGAGGAAGAAGGAGACACGAACAAUGGAGAACUACACUAAAGGAGAAACAAGAGACGUAGAAAUGGAGCCUGUAUUUGAAGUUAAUGAAAACUGUGUAGACAUGAAAGUUAAUGCUGGCAGUAAAAUCAGAAAUCUGAUGGGAUAUGCAAUGAAUAAAGUCAAGAACCCCUCAUUAAAAAGGAUCGUGUGGAAUGGAUCUGGCAAGGCCAUCACUAAGACUGUCACUUGUGCAGAAAUCAUGAAGAGGAAAAUUAAGGGUCUUCAUCAAAUUACUAAACUCAGGAACAGAAGAAUAGAAGAAUUCUGGGAACCAAACAUUGAGGGACUAGAAAGAUUAAAAGUCAACAGAGACAUACCAGCUAUUUCUAUCCUGUUGUCCAAAGAUCCUCUAGAUGCCAGCACACCAGGAUAUCAAGCCCCUGGAUCUUUUGAGGAGUUUUGGAAAUCUGAAACACAGCAGCAGAAACCAGCCAAGAAAAAGCAUCGAAAAUAUUACACCAAAAAAGGCAUUGACAGUGCUAAAAACAAAAACACUGAAACUUCUAAAAGCUGACAGACUGAGGCCUGCUUCUAAGGAUAAAAGAGACAUGAUUUUGAUGAAGACCAAGCAAGGAAUUAUACAAGAGCAGGGAACUAGUUUAUGUAGUUUCAUUUGGUUCCUUAAUUACAGUUUUAGUUUUGUUAUGAAACAUUUAUUUACCCGGAAAAUUUAUUGAACAUUUUACUUGUCCCAUUAUAUUAGAGCUCCUUUGGCAGCUUAUCCAUUAGAGAUGGUCCAAGGGAAUGGGAAAAUUUUAUUUGUAAUUUCUCUUCAUCAAUAUUGAUAUUUCUUAAUUUGUCAAUGAGAGAGACAAGCUGGAAAUAUGUACAUGUCAAUUUAAUCUGUACAAAUGUUGUUUUGUCUAAAACACUGAUCCUUUCUGUUUCUUUGGUGGUAUUGUUAAUGUAUAUGACAUGAAAAAUUAAAAAAAGACAACAAAUUGUU
Molecule: messenger RNA, 1060 nt
Organism: Saccostrea echinata
Lineage: Eukaryota; Metazoa; Mollusca; Bivalvia; Ostreida; Ostreidae
Product: ribonuclease P protein subunit p25-like protein
Exons: 7
Coding region: 98-628 (176 amino acids)
Biological process (GO): tRNA 5'-leader removal
Cellular component (GO): ribonuclease MRP complex
Molecular function (GO): RNA binding
Source: RefSeq, a predicted model, not a curated record